This is a messenger RNA of Melanotaenia boesemani (Boeseman's rainbowfish), 2614 nucleotides long. RefSeq lists its product as uncharacterized. The record is from RefSeq and is a predicted model, not a curated record. Gene Ontology annotation, biological process: cellular response to gamma radiation; intrinsic apoptotic signaling pathway in response to DNA damage by p53 class mediator. Lineage: Eukaryota; Metazoa; Chordata; Actinopteri; Atheriniformes; Melanotaeniidae. The transcript is spliced from 4 exons. Bases 799 to 1521 code for a protein of 240 amino acids.
CCUCCAGUUUCUCCUCCUCGAGGAUCCAGACGUAUUUGAACAGUGGAAACGGUCGUUAGAAACGCUGGAAGGAAGGGAGUGACAAGGGAGGGCUUUUCUUUUAAGGUUGUGCAACAUAAUCCAUCGCAGCCGUGAAUUUGAUGCAAGAUCGGGGACAAAGGAGCUGCAAAGAGUGCAUGGCGUGCGGCUCCGCACUGAAUUAAGAAGCUUUGGGAGACUCGUGCUCGCAGCGUCACCACGUUCUUCGUAAAUCUGGCACAAAGGGAAACUUUGGGAUAUUACUGCUGCCUCGUAUCUUCUUCGUAUAAACUCUGCUUUGCGUCCUUGCUUAUGGUUUUAUAUUUGGACUUUCUCUCCAAGCCUGUAACUGUCCCCCACCAAAUAUAGCCACUGGUAAUGCUGGAGCGCCCUUGAGGAGCGGAUUGAUUGGAUGUUUGCAACGCUGCCAAAGUUUAUCAUUAAACGUUUAAAAUAUUGUGACCCGGCAGAGAUUUUACUGACCAGCACUUAAAAAAAAAACCAGCUAAUCUAAUUAUCAGAUUGGACGCUUGAUAGCUGGGGCGUUAUUAUCAUCAUCAUUAUUAUUUCCACAUUUGGCUGUCUGUUGUGAUAUAUGUUGACUGAAAAGCCUCCUAACAGAAGCCAUUUUUAAGUCUUAGAAUUUCCUGAAGCUGCCCAACCUGCUCCGGACUACAGCCUUAACCUGUGCGCGCACAUCUUGGCUAACAUUUUUCUAUUGUUCUCAAAAUCCUUUCACCGGCGGACGGUUGCGUGCGUCUGGCUGUAGGACGCGGUGCCAUGGCUCGGUUUUUGAUAGCUGCCUUCGUGUUGGCUCUCGGUGUGGCGGUGGGCUGGGCUGGAUCUGAAGCUGGAGGCAAGCAGGCCAAGGCAGAGAGCCCACCAAUGAUCACCCUUCAUACCCUGAUCAUGGGAACCUGCCAGGAGAUCCAGCGUUACACGGAGUCGAUGGUGGGAACCAGCGUGAUACGGUCAGCAGCUGAGAGUGCAGUUUUGUUUCUUGAGUCAUUGCUUGGCCAAGAGAACGUCUAUUCAGUAGCCAUGUUUCUGGAGACGGUGAUCCGAUUCUUGGCUGAAGGAGCUGCCAGCGGCCUGAAUGUCAUCGCAGUUUAUGUCACAGAGAUCCUCAGGGUCACAGGAUUUGAUGUUGCGCUGACAUUGCCCCGCUUCACUCCAGAGGGUGUGACCGCCGUUGCCCAAUGGGGUCUGGUGGGACUCAUUGGAUACUGGGGGCUGACCAUCAUCCUCCGUCUGCUGAUUGUUGUGGUGAAGCGAGUGUUCUGGGUGGUGAAAACAGUCUUGGCGCUCUGGUUUUUUGGACUGAUCGUGACUGACAAGAGCGCAUCUGCAGACACCACAGCAGUUCGACUGAGCGGCCUGGUGCUGACAUGCGUCCUGUUGACUUUCCUCACAUCUGGCUCUGACAAGUCUUGUGUAGUGGAGAACCGACUGAGCACCCUGGAGGGCCGGCUGAAGGCUGUAGAGAAGAGGAAAGGGGAGUAAUGAUGAUAAAGGGUGGACAAAGGUGAUGAUAAUAAUGUAGGCUGAGAAAGUGGUAACACUAAAUGAUUUUAAUAUCUGUGAGAAAUGUGGGAAAUAAAGUAAUCUCUGGGAUUUUUAAUCAGAAAUGCUCUUUUUCUUGGCCUCCAAAAAAAAAAAAAAAAUAGAAUGUUUACCUUAAUAUAAAAUAUGGUUGGUAAUAAACAUUAUUUAUAUACUGUUUCUCUUAUCUGUGUCACAAAGCCAAACAAUGAAAAAGAAUGUGCACAGUAGACGAGACAAUGAUGAUCAAUUUAAAAAUGCUUAAAAAUUAGAAUAGAAAAAAAUGAAAGACUUUCUAAAAAUAUUUCCUAUUAAAACAAACAAAAUUUUUCACUUGAAGGGGGCCUUAAGGAGAACUUCCAAAGUGUUUAGGCUACAUUCUGUAAGAGUCAUGCAUGACUAUCAAUAUAUUUUUUUCCACCUGCUAGUGGUGCUAAAUUAAAACACUGCUUGUCAUAUUAGUUAUGUCAGAGUUAUCCCCUUGACAACAUUUAUCCGGACCAAGUCCGUUGCCCUCCAAAAUCAUUACAAGAUGUCAACCAGCUGCCAGAACAGCUAGUACAUGAAACCUAUUUCCUCUGGAUGGAAAGAGUCUCAGAUUAGGAUACAUCAAGUCGAUUUUAAACAGCCAGUCUUGUAUUAUAAGCUUCUACAUUCCUGCUGUCCACUUAACUAGAAGAUGAUGUGAUCAUCCUGGUUUGCGCCCCCCGCUGCAAUUCCGACUGAAUAUCCCAGUCUCUGUGCCAAAAUGAUCAUUCCUACUAGCUCACCCUGCAGCACUCAACUCACCGCCCUCCUUCACCCCACUGCUGUGGUAGAGUGCCAAGUGGGCUUGAAACAAAUCAGUGACAGCUCCCACUGCCACCACUCUUUCCGCCUCAUCAAAUGGAGAGCCAACAAAGAUACAGCAACUCGGUCAGAACAUUUAUACAACACUAGAAAAAGCUAUUUUUAGCCAUCACUUUAAAAACACUCCACUGUAUUAAAUCAUAUAAAAAUCAAAGAUCUUAAAACCAGAUUAACACCAGAUGAACUGGAUUAAAACCAAAAAGAA